Schistocerca nitens (vagrant locust) is the source of this 1642-nucleotide messenger RNA. Its product is annotated as neural cell adhesion molecule 1-like. The record is from RefSeq and is a predicted model, not a curated record. Gene Ontology annotation, biological process: synapse organization. The transcript has 8 exons. The coding region runs from base 65 to 1171 and encodes 368 amino acids. Gene Ontology annotation, cellular component: neuron projection membrane. Lineage: Eukaryota; Metazoa; Arthropoda; Insecta; Orthoptera; Acrididae.
GGGAGGUAUCAGACGACGCCUCUGUGCAGAUCUGCUGCGAUGCGUCAGUCGCAUCACGACCGCCAUGGCCCGCAGCUCGCUGAAACCCUGGGCGCCUCUAGUCGUCGCUCUGCUUUUCGUCACAGACCCAGUGUUCGCUACCGGCGUCUCUGAGGACUCCGACUUGGAACGCAGUCACACGUCGACCGUGAGAACGACCGUCGGAGGGACGGCAUUCCUGAUGUGCCACUUGCCCAACAUCGGAAAAAUGGUAUCCUGGGCACGGCAGCGGGCGGACGAAGUAUUCAUGACACAUUAUAGGCGCAUGUCCUUGAGAUUCAACCGCGUCGAAGCUUCCUGUUCGCAACAAGAUGACGUCUGUUUGUUGACGAUCAGCAAUGUUCAGAAGACCGAUUCGGGACUGUAUAUCUGUAGGGUUGACAGCACGCCGCCCAUCCGACGCUUCGUGUACCUCUCUGUUUCCGAGCCGGAGACGACAAUUUUGGGUGAGCCUUUUAGAACGCACUGGCAAGGCAGCGGUAUCAACCUGACGUGCGUAGUCCAGCCCCGGCGACAGCCAGAAGAUACCGUCCUGUGGAUGCACGACGAUUUGGUCAUCCACGCAGACCACGACUCCCGCAUCACCAUAAUUACAGAGACGGAUACCUCCACAAUAAGCCAACUGCUGCUCGAGGAUGCCCAGCCAACGGACUCCGGGACCUACACCUGCAAACUCCCCGAUGGCAGCAGUGACAGCGUCGAAAUAGAAGUGAUGCAAGAGCCGAAGACGACAAUUUUGGGUGAGCCUUUUAGAACGCACUGGCAAGGCAGCGGUAUCAACCUGACGUGCGUAGUCCAGCCCCGGCGACAGCCAGAAGAUACCGUCCUGUGGAUGCACGACGAUUUGGUCAUCCACGCAGACCACGACUCCCGCCUCACCAUCAUUACAGAGACGGAUACCUCCACAAUAAGCCAACUGCUGCUCGAGGAUGCCCAGCCAAAUGACUCCGGGACCUACACCUGCAAACUCCCCAAUGGCAGCAGUGACAGCGUCGAAAUAGAAGUGAUGCAAGUGGUCAAAGACGAUUUCCAUGCUGCCAUGUCCGGGGGACACCGACCUCUGUCUGCGGUGCCACCAGCGGCUCUCGUGCUCCCCGUCAUCGCCGCCGCUGUCGGCAGCGUCUGCCGUUGACGGAGACGCCGCGGGAGACCCAGACUCUGGCUGUGCAGCCUGUGGCGGUGCUACCAACUAUGCGUUCCUCAUCUCUCAGAAGACCAAGAAAUCUGAUAGUCAUUAGCGGUGUGUCGGCUGAAUGUCGAAGGGUUGACUUCUGCUGCAGGAAAGUCGAAUAAGAUGACUUUGACUCGACCUUACCACAGUAAAUUACGCUGUCUCCUACAAAAGUGAUGAAGUUACCAGUUAUUGAUGAUUACAGAGUGAAGAACUGGAUACGACAAUGUGGAUGAAUGCCCAAAGAAACAAACUGGAUUAAGCACACUCUUUAGGCUAAAGAAUAUCUACUUUCUUUGGUUUUUACUUUAUUUGGACAACUGAAAGUUGAUAUGUUUUCGGUGGAUAGUUCAUCUGUAUGUUGAUACAAAAUUACGUAUUAUAAUACGACAAGAAUAAAAAGUAAAACGGAAAACUUUUUAGUAGUUAGUA